Molecule: messenger RNA, 2733 nt
Organism: Sclerotinia trifoliorum
Lineage: Eukaryota; Fungi; Ascomycota; Leotiomycetes; Helotiales; Sclerotiniaceae
Source: the annotation of a GenBank genome assembly
CAUUCUCCAUAUGCGGCGUGACUGUUUAGGUACUAGAUGGCAAUCAAUUAAUAUAUAGGAACAGCAAACAGCAAACUGCAAUCAAGUAUCCCAUUUCCAUCUCCUCUUUCUCGCAUGUCCGAAGAUUUGAAUAUAUAGCAGAUUUUGAGAGCGUAUAUCAGAUUAUCACAUUGGUAACAGGAUAUUGAAUGGGAUAAGACCAAUAGAAGAUUGCAAAGGUACCCGAGUAACAGUACCACUUGAGACAGUGUCAAAAUGGCAGGGGCACCAGGUGCUACCUCAGAAGAGACAAACGGGGUCAGUACCACGGUUGCACCGCAACAAAUCGCUACAAAAUCAACCUCACUCCAUCCUACCUCGCCCAAUGCCCUCGCAUCCACGUUCGCCACCCCAGGACAUAGCGAAAAGAACAUCAUCGAAUCCGAAAACCAUCUCACGAAUGAAAGUAGCAUCGACCUACCCAAAAGCAAAGACCCGUCCUCAUCCGAAGAUGUCACCACAAAUCUCAAUACAGCGGCUCCUCCAGGGCCCUCACCGCAAGAUCCAGAGGCUUCGCGCACCAAAUUGGAGACGACUAUUAUUAUGAUGUCGCUUUGCGCCGCGGUAUUCCUAGCCGCUCUCGAUGUCUCGAUUAUCACUACAGCUCUCCCUACCAUUUCCGAACAUUUUCACUCGAAUGCUGGAUACACUUGGAUAGGAUCAGCCUACCUACUUGCCAACGCUGCUAGUACUCCCUGCUGGGGAAAAUUCUCAGAUAUAUGGGGACGGAAACCAAUCUUGUUGAUUGCAACGGGGGUAUUUUUCGUAGGGAGUUUAUUGGCAGCAUUGAGUGUUAGUAUUGGGAUGUUAAUUGUGGCAAGAGCGAUACAGGGAAUUGGCGGUGGAGGAGUGAUUAUUUUGGUUAAUAUUUGUGUUAGCGAUUUGUUCAGUAUGAGAAAGAGGGGAGCAUAUUUUGGAUUGAUUGGUAUGACUUGGGCUUUUGCUAGUGCCAUUGGUCCUUUGUUGGGAGGUGCAUUCACUCAAAAGGUUAGCUGGAGAUGGUGUUUUUAUAUCAAUGUAAGUUUCUGUCGAGUCUUUAUGGUUUCUCCAUUCAUUCUACUUCGCCAAAUUUCGGAAAUGUAAAUACUAAUCAAGGAUGAACAGUUACCAGUUACCGGAACAGUUGCAAUAGCACUAUUUUUCUUCCUUCAUCUCGACAAUCCAAAAACUCCAAUAUGGGAUGGCUUAAAGGCGGUGGACUGGCUUGGAAGUUUACUGAUCAUUGGUGGUACACUCAUGGUUCUUCUCGGACUCGAAUUUGGAGGCGUCACAAAGCCAUGGAAUUCGGCUACCGUCAUCUGUCUCAUAAUUUUUGGAAUCCUCGUUGCAGGAAUAUUUGUGAUCAACGAAUGGAAAUUCGCUCGAUAUCCACUCAUGCCUCUUCGUCUGUUUAAACAUCCUUCUAAUGUUGCAGCUUUGGGAGUUUGUUUCUGUCAUGGAUUCGUCUUCAUUUCAGCUUCUUAUUACCUUCCGCUUUAUUUUCAAGCAGUUCUUGGAGCUACUCCUCUACUUUCCGGUGUUUAUCUACUACCAUUCGCUCUUUCAUUGUCUUUGACAUCGGCGGGAACAGGUGUAUUUAUUAAGAAAACCGGUAAAUACCUUCCACCUAUUUAUUUUGGUCUCACGGUUAUGACUCUUGGAUUCGGUCUAUUUAUUAAUAUGCCACGUACCGAGAAUUGGUCUAAGAUCAUCAUAUAUCAAAUCGUUGCUGGUAUUGGUGUCGGACCAAACUUCCAAUCUCCACUUAUUGCCCUACAAAGCUUGGUUAAGAGAGCAGAUAUUGCAACAGCAACCGCCACUUUUGGAUUCACGAGGAAUUUGAGCACAAGUAUUAGUGUAGUGGUAGGAAGUGUGGUAUUUCAGAAUGAAAUGCAAAAGAGAAGUGCGGAAUUGGCUACGGCUCUAGGAAGUAGUGUUGCCUCAGAAUUGAGUGGUGGAAGUGCGGGUGCUAGUGUGGAUAUCGUUAAAGGAUUACCUGCUCCUGGAAGAGAAGUUGCUAGAAAUGCGUAUUGGGAAAGUUUAAGAAUUAUGGUAAGUUUGUUUUCGAUGGCGCAUCUAUAAGUCUGUCUUUUUGAAGAACAAGAAAGCUAAUAUGGAACAUAGUGGAUUAUAUACGUAGCAUUUGCAGCAUUGGGCUUAGCAAUUAGUUUUGCUGUAGGUCAACAUGUACUCAGUAAAGAACAUGAAGUUACGAAAGUAGGAUUGGAAGAACAAGAGAGAUUAAGGUUAGAAGCUAAGCAGGCGAAGAAAGCGAAGGAUGUAGAAGCUGGAGGACGAAUUAUGCAAGGAAAUCCAGAGGGAGAGAAAGGUCUUAAUUGAGAUGGAGAAAAUCGCAUGGGGUUGAGGAAUGGGAAAGCUGAAAAGUUUGUCGUUUAUUGCAUAGCGUGCGUGGAUCUGCGUUUGCAUUGCAUUUUAGAGAUGGAUUUUGCAUAGUAUGGUGGGUGGUGGGUGAUGGGUGAUGGUUUGCAUUAUAUACCCUCAUGAUUCAUGCUGUUGCAUCUUUGGUUUGUUGAUUUGGAUGGUUGAUGUUUAUUGGAUGAUGAAGAUGGGUGAUGGAUGAUGGAAUCAUGAAUAAUUUUUAAGUAAUAAAGAAUGGAAAUGGAAAUGGAAAUGGAAAUGGAAAUGGAAGAUACAAAUAUAUACGAGAUUCUUGAAGAUAUGCUCGUAUGUAAUGAGAUUUUAGUUUGGAUUUUU